Molecule: messenger RNA, 4675 nt
Organism: Mya arenaria
Lineage: Eukaryota; Metazoa; Mollusca; Bivalvia; Myida; Myidae
Exons: 4
Coding region: 259-1512 (417 amino acids)
Biological process (GO): intracellular signal transduction
Source: RefSeq, a predicted model, not a curated record
ACAAGUUCGGCUUCCGGUCACGUAGCCCCCAUUCUUGUACCGAUAAUGCGUAUAACCUGGGAGUUAGAUGAUGGUACUUAUUUGAGCUGACAGGAACUGGAUGAUUGACAGUUGGUGGGAAAACAGUAUUUGUAAACAAUCGUCAUGUGACAGAAUAACAACAAAAUAGACGAGGUAUCAGCCCUUGUGGUUGUAGAAAGAAGAUGAUUUAUCAAAGGCCUUAAGCAUCAUCAGUAUCAAACCCAACUAACAUCCAAUAUGGGGGCAGAGGAAAGCAAGCCAGGUUCCCCAUGUUUCGGAUUGAUGGGUCCAUCAUCGGUGGUGAGCAACAUGAACAGACAGGCUCAGAUGGCGCGGGCCUGGUCGCUGCUUCACCAAUGCUCCCUGGAACAGUGGAAACUUGGACAUGGAGAGGCUGCAGGGUUUGGUUUGACCGUGAUGUGCUGCAACAACGUCGUGUUCAAGGACUGUAGUCCUGCAUUUUGCACAAGCCAGCAAAACAUCAUCAACAUCCCAAAAUCACACCGCAUAUUUCGCUUCAGACGUAGGCAUAAGUUUACUAAGAUGGCAGAACAUUUUGAGUACAAGGUUGUUCCAGCACAGAUGUCUUGCAUUCAAAACUUUCAAGUCAAAAGUGUGCUUUGUGUUCAGCAAAAUACUGUUGUACUCCAUCUUAUUCGCAAUAUGACCACCCAGUUUGGGAUUGUGGAUUUGUCAUCUGACAAAUUUCUUGGAGUGUUUGGUGUGCAAAAUGUGGGUUUCAUUAAUGAAGAUCUAAGGGGAAAGAUUAGCCCAGACUGCUCUGUCUGCCUUAUUAAACUGCCUAGUCUACAAACAGGUGUUGUGAAUGGGUAUGAGUUUCAGCUGUAUGAUCUCAAAACCAAGAAUCUGCUUGGGGAAUACUCGCUGCCAUAUCUAGACACAGCGUUCGCCUUUGAUCCCAGAUUUAAUUGGACACACUUUGCAGCGACAAGCUUCCAAGUCGGAAGUGAUAACAGCCUGAGUAUUGUUCGAGUCAAAAGCUGGGAAGUUCUAGUCACAAAUCCAAGGCUGGAUGAUCAAAGACCUAGUCAAAACAAUGAACUAAAGGACAUCUUUUAUUCAAGAGAGGGCCAUCUGAUAUUUGCAGUAACCAUCACGGAGGGCUGUCAUUGCAGGGAGCGGAAAUCAAGGAGGACCAAUCCAUGCGACAUCAGUAUAUUUGUGUUCAAUGCUGAUACAGCUGACACAAUCCACUGUAUCCGCUAUCAUCGCUUUACCUGUGGGCUUCACCUCUGCCCCGUCAACUACAUGCCCCUGUUCUCACACUGCGGGAGUCGCAUGGCCAUCAUCCUCAAUGAUAUGGAGGACACCCUGGACCAUGUACAGAUCUACAAACUGCCGAGUUCUAUGAGUCUGCAGUAUCGCUGCAGGGUGCGCAUUUUGCAGCAGUAUGGACCUGACAGACUGAGACAGCUGCCACUUCCAAAACGCCUUGUGCAAUUCUUGAAAUUCUUUCCAGAAUAUGAAUGAAGAUUGCAAUAACACAAAUGCUAAAGUAAAAACAGUUUGUUGAAAUGUAGAAAACAUUGCACAAUUAUGUUCUCUUUUAAUAUCAAUAAUUUAAAUUUUGACUCCAGAAAAGCUGGUUUCAAAUAAUGUUGCAGUAAUUUUGGUUUUCUAACUGAUGGUUAAGUUCAUAAAACUGAAUUUGUUAAAUUGAAGCUUAUUCAAAGCUAGUAAACAUAAGAUAGUUGUUUUUUCUGGACUAUGUUUGUGUUUUCUGCUUAUUCAUCAGUCAUUUACUGUACAGUAAUAGUAUAAAUUGUUUACUUGUAAAUGUACUCAAAGCUUAAACUGCAUAUACAGAUUAGAGUGAUAGUUACACUAUAUGUAAUUCAAGAGAAACAUUUCAAAGAAAAGUUUCAAAUUUAUACCUUCUAACAUUCUAGUUUAAAUGAAUAAAGUUUACAUAUGUUUGCAUUUAUUGAUCAAGUAUUAACAUUAUUGAGGCUUCAUAAAGAAGUGGAAGCCUUGCUAGAAAUCUUAUUGCUGGAAUAACUUCUUUUGAUCUAUAAGUGCUUAUUCAUUUUGAAAAAAUCUGAUAUUUUGUCUCAAAGUUUUCACACUGCUACAAGCGUGCAAGCCAUCAUCUUUGUGCUUUAAAUAAAAUGUAUUUCAAUGCUUCUGCAUUUUUUGCUUGCAUAUGUUGAUUGAUAGUUUUCUGAAUGUUUAUGUUGUGAAAAUCAUAAUGCACUAGUUGACAUGCUUCACUUGGAAUAUUACUCAUUUUGUAUCUCAUCAAGUCCAGUUUAUGCCAGACAGAAGUUAAGCUCAAGUUUAGCAAUGCAGCUGGUGUCUUUGGGAUUUUGUAUUGAAAUAUUCAGGUUAGAUAUUCACCGUGGAUUUGUUUCAUGUAAUUCUUGCUUGGCAAGUUUUCAUAAGUGGUACAUAAAUUGAAAUGAUAAUAUUGGCCCAAUCAUGUUAUAAAAUGCCUUCAACUCUCAUGAAACAGUUACAUCCUGAUAGAUUUUAAUCAUGAUUUAUGUGCACAAUGUGAACUCAAAAGGUUAAUCCUAGAAAUAAUGGCAAGUCCAUGUAUCAAAUUUAAUUUUCUUCCGUAAAUUGUGAGAAUACUAGAAUUUGUAUAUGUGAAUGUAAGUCUAUAGUUCAUGAUAACAGUACAAUGUUUAAUGAUAUUUACAUUUGAACCAUUGUGGUGAAGUUGUUGAUGUACAUAAACUCUUCUGUUUUAGUGCUCUCUCCUGUCAGAUUGUAAUUUCAAUUUUCAGUAACAGAAGUUAUACAUUACUGAUUAUAUAUGGAGAAACAGAGUGAUGAAAAUGCCAUUUUAUCAUACUUGUGUAUGAAUGAUAUAUAUAUAAAAAUGAAUGGAUAAAUGUUUUUUAGGUUCUUCUUUUAACUACAUUAUUUCUUAGAUUAAUUGAUCUCUUAGACUCUUCUACUUUCUGGAUUGUUUUACCAGUUAUUGUAAAUGUUUAUUUUUGCAAUAUUUACUUGUUAUGUUCUUGUUAGUUUUACCUUUAAUUUGUUACAGAUUUUACACGAACAUUCGAGAAACGUAUCUAGUCAUACUUGAUUCACAAUGCUCUUCUAAGCAUUUAUCAUUGAACCAUAUCCAUAAGGCUGUACUGUUAACUAUUAAGUGUGAACUUGUGAAGGCAAGCUUGAUUGAUGGUGAAACUGACAUUGUGUUUAUUUUAAGACAUGAAGUAUUUACAACAUGCAGCAUAUAGAUAAUGUUUGCUAAAUGCAGCAAGUAGAUUAUUUAUGCACACUGUGCUUGGCUUCCAACAUGUGAAUGUGUUGAUUACAUAUGUUUAAUAUGGCAUGUUAGUUAUAUGAUUGUAUGAUUUUGAUCAUUUUUAAUUUUACUUUUCUUUAUCAAAGUAAAUGCAAGAUACUGAGUUUAUUCUAAGCAGGAGUAAAUAAGACGUUUAUUUUGUGACUUCACUGUCUUUAAGAAAUUAUCAUACCAUGUUAUUGACAAUCUCUAAUGUUGUGUACAUGUAUAGAAUUUGAAUGUCAGAAUAGCUUCAUUUCAUAAUUAGUUUUGAAUGUAUGUUGAAUAAUCUAAAACUAAUUUUAACACAUCUAGAGUUUUAUAGCAAAUUUACACUGAUGUGAUUGUGCUUUUUUUUAAUCUUUACUCCUAUAUCUAAGGCAUGUUAGGUAGGGGUUGCCAAUUCGAGGAACUCUCUCAUGUUUUGUCAAAUAAUUUUCCUGGUGAUGUAUCAGAAAAAAACCGAUUCAAGUAUAAAAAACAACCUGGUUUAAGUGGGGAGUGAAACUAAACCAGUACAGUCAAGAAAAAGGUAGAAAAAAACAAUAGCUUAACCACUAGACCACAAUGACUUAUACUAAGCUUUAAGGAAAUUUAAACCUUUAUUGAAAAUAUUGCUAGCAUCAUGUGAUAAUGUCAAUCAACCAACAAUUGUGGACUUUAAGGCAAUAUUUGAGCAUAUAUCAACUUCUGUUCAAGCGUUCCAUCCGUCAGUAUCUUAGUUUUAACACUCCUUAUGAUUUGCCACUCUUUAUUUUGUAUUUUACAAACAAUGAAUGAGUCUCUUUAAAUGAGGUGAAUUUCCCUUUUUCUUCGAACAAGGGUAUGAAAGUAGUGAAGAAGUAUGUUAGACUGGUGAUUUGUUGCUUUCCAUACAGUUAUAUCUACCUAAAAUCAUUAAGGUUUUGUACUAUCUACUAAUGGUGCUAUUAUACAAGAAAGUUUUGUGGCUGUGUUAAUAAAAUUGUUUCUUUAAGGUUAGUUAGUUGUUAAAUUGUUUUACAAUACUUUUGAAUAAUCCACAGUUCCAAAAUGGUUAUAUAUUAUUAAAUGUUUAUUAGAGUCAGUGUUACAGUGACUUUGAAUACAUGUAAUAUUGGGACAUUUCAUGUAUCAGACAUAGUGAUCUUUCUAUAGUAGCAUUUGCUGUGAUGUGUUUAAAUUUUUUCACUUUUAAAGAAUGCUUGUUGCAGAUUUGCUUAGCGUUCACUGUGUUAGUGCUAUAUACAUAAUACACACAUACCCACUAUACUAGAAUUGACCCCUCCCAUACAUUGUUGAAUGAUAGACUUACUAAGCUUGAUAAUGUUGUUUGGUACAGCUUUAGUGCCGUAUUCAUAUUUAAAUAUUGCUAGAUUGAUCAUUUUUAUAGCUGGGAAUAUAUAUAUAUAU